Molecule: messenger RNA, 1899 nt
Organism: Branchiostoma floridae (Florida lancelet)
Lineage: Eukaryota; Metazoa; Chordata; Leptocardii; Amphioxiformes; Branchiostomatidae
Product: putative helicase MOV-10
Exons: 13
Coding region: 34-1881 (615 amino acids)
Molecular function (GO): helicase activity
Source: RefSeq, a predicted model, not a curated record
CUUCGCUGGCAACUGAGGGGACGGGGGUCGGACAUGUUGAGCGGGGAGCUGUCCGGCGCGCUGACGUUCGCGGGUUACAGCGGCCGGUUCAGCAAACUCCUGCACACGGAGGAGAUACAGAUGGAGGUGGACAUCCAGCGGUACAACAUGGACAACGAACCGCUGCAGAGGGACUCCAAUCCGAGGCUCCUCCGUCUCAAGGUCCCAGGAUUGGCCGAGAACCGUCCGUCCGUGUUGAAAGGUGACCAUCUCUUUGUCCAAGAGCGAUUCGGAGGCAGUGUUGGAACAGUCCGUUACAAGGGCUACGUGCACCACACGGAGCUGCUGGAGGUUAAACUGGGUUUCCACAACCAGCUUGUGAAUAAAUUCAUUCCGGGGAUGACGGUUGACGUCCAGUUCACCUUCGCCCGCCUGCCCCUCCGUCUGCAGCACCGGGCCGUCCAAGAUGCGGCCACCAAGCCGAUGAUGAGCCAUGUACUGUUUCCCCAAGCCUCGAGUGUGGGGGUCUUUCAGAACAUCAGGGAUCCGGACACACGUUCCUGUACUAGAUUCUCCUUUUACGACCGGAUGCUGCGAGAUAACGAGGAGCAGAACCGAGCCGUGCGGCACAUCGUGGCCGGCACCUCCCGCCCCGCCCCGUACCUCAUCUUCGGGCCUCCGGGGACGGGCAAGACCAUGACUACCGUGGAGGCCAUCAAACAGGUCCACAAUUUGAACUACAAAAGUGUGAUCCUGGCCUGUGCACCGUCCAACAGCGCGGCUGACCUGCUCGCCCAGCGGCUUAUCAAGGAGGCACAGUUCAAGGCGUCCCUCUUCAGGAUGAACGCCGUGUCCCGACGGUGGGACAGCCUGCCCCAAGAUCUGAAGGACGCCAGGUGCUGUAACUAUGACUCCCGUGGUGAGGUCUACUUCCCAAGUAAGGAGGAGAUCAUGCAAAAGUACCGCAUCGUCGUCACCACACUGGCCACCGCUGGGAGUGCCUGUUACUCCGCAGCCAUGUCCCUGUUGGAGCGGCUGAUGACGCAGUGCCCCCUGUACCAGCGCGGUGAGGACGGACAGUACGACUCACGGGUGCUGACCAAACUGGUCCGGAACUACCGCUCACAUCCCGCCAUCCUGAAGGAGCCUAACAACAUGUUCUACGACGGAGAACUGGAGGUAUACGCUGAUCCGCUGGUGAGGGAAUCCCUGUGCCGUUGGGAAAACCUGCCUGAGCCGGCGAAGGGAAAGUUCCCGGUGAUCUUCCACGGCGUGGAGGGGACGGACGAGAGGGAGGGGAACAGUCCGUCCUUCUUCAACGCCAGGGAAGUCGCCACGGUGCUGGACUACGUCAAUGAGCUUUUGAACAGCCGCGGAGGAAUGCGAGUCACCCAGAAUAACAUCGGCAUCAUCUCCCCUUACCGUAGACAGGUGCAGAAGAUCCAGCACGCCUUGAGGCUGCAGAACUACUCGGACAUCAAGGUGGGAUCUGUUGAGGAGUUCCAGGGUCAGGAGAGGCUGGUCAUCAUCGUCUCCACCGUCAGGAGCACCCGACAGGAGUACCUCAAGAUGGACAAGGACUACAACCUGGGGUUUCUCAACAAUCCUAAGCGCUUCAAUGUGGCCAUCACCAGAGCCAAGGCCCUGCUGGUUGUGGUGGGAAACCCCUACACACUCAGUCGCGACGAGAACUGGGGCAGGUUUCUGGAGUACUGCCGGAGAAACGGCGGGUACCAUCCGGACAGCUGCGAGUUUCAGCCGCGUAACGAUGAGGUGGAGGACGUUCUGCAGCGGCUCGCUAAAGUCAACUUGGACGGCACGUCAGAGCCCGCGGUUGACGAGGGGUCAGAGUUCAGCCUGGUACAGCAGCAGGAAGACCCCGAGUGGCGCCGGGAGAACUGACAACUUAGGGGACUCAGA